Molecule: messenger RNA, 3971 nt
Organism: Chenopodium quinoa (quinoa)
Lineage: Eukaryota; Viridiplantae; Streptophyta; Magnoliopsida; Caryophyllales; Amaranthaceae
Product: phosphatidate phosphatase PAH1-like
Exons: 8
Coding region: 442-3198 (918 amino acids)
Molecular function (GO): phosphatidate phosphatase activity
Source: RefSeq, a predicted model, not a curated record
AAGUGGCGGUAUAUCCAAUGAUGUUAUUAAUAAUUUAUUUAAUUUUUUUUUAAGAAGGCAAACAAAAAUUUUGCUUCAAUUUCGUGGACGGAACAUCCGAACAUACUACUAUACUAGUCUUCAAAUAUAAGAUUUAAAGUCAAUCUUGUUUUCAUGGAACAACGUAUGAUCGAAUAAUCUUUUUCCUGCCAUAAUAUUCCGUUCUUUCUUCUUCUACAAAUAUUCAGAAAAAAAAAAAACUGAUUAAUUCAUCAUUUUUGCAUCACUACUUUUUCAAGGAACAUUGCUUCUUUGAUUCUUGUUCAAUUGAAUAAUUUAUGAAUCAAUUUGGCUGCUUGAGAAGUUCAAUUGGAUUGAACUUUUGGACAAGAAUAAUAAGAGAGUUAAGAUUUUACACAUUAGUUUUUCAUUCUUGUGGAGGAUUAUUGAAACCAUAAAAUCAUGAAUGUGGUUGGCAAGGUUGGAAGCCUAAUAACCCAAGGUGUAUAUUCAGUAGCAACCCCUUUUCAUCCUUUCGGCGGUGCGGUUGAUAUCAUUGUUGUUCAACAGCAAGAUGGAAGUUUUAGGAGUACACCUUGGUAUGUACAGUUUGGUAAAUUUCAAGGUGUUUUAAAAGGUGCUGAGAAGGUUGUACGAAUAAAUGUGAACGGCAAUGAAGCUAGCUUCCAUAUGAAUCUAGAUAAUUCAGGUGAAGCUUAUUUUGUUAGAGAAGCUGAUCCGGGAGAAAGCAGUGAGAAGGAAUGCUUGUUAAAGGAUGAAAGGGAAGGCAUCCUAGGGCAUAGUUAUAGUGUAGAUAAUAGCCAGUUUCGUAAUACUGAGAGUGUCGAAAAUUUCAGGCUGCAAAGCACUUUGUCUGACCCUGGAAUUUUAAGGGAUGAUUAUUCUAGUUUUAACCGGUUGGAAAGGAAUGAUUCUGAUGCGUGUAGGUUUUACGAUUUUCAAGAUGAUCAGUCAUUUGAUGAUUCAGUGGACUUGUCAUCUGAGUAUGGAUCUAGCCGGUAUGACCCUAUGGAUGCUGUCGAGAAUUUUGUGGAAGCACAGGGCUCAGAUUCGGAAAUGGUCUUGGUGAGUGUAGAUGGUCAUAUUUUAACAGCACCUAUCUUAUCAUCCGAGCAUGAUUCCGAAAGUGUGCCAUUGGAUACGCCCCAAUUUCAUCUUGGGCCAGGUAAAGGUAGGGAUUUUACUGUCGGUGAGACUCCAUGGGAUCCUGAAUAUCUUAAUGAUUUAGAGGGCCCCUCCUGUAUACCAGCUUCUGUUGUUACCUCCUCUGAAAAUGACAAUGCUCUUUCACAAGAGGGCCGUGCUCAUAUUGUGAUUGAGGAACAUGCAUGCCAAGAUCAAGGAAGGGUUGAGAGUGCUAUCCAACAGUCCGAAGAAUACCAUGAUGAGGGCACUGGCAGCAUGCACAAGUCAGGAUCUUGUAGAGAAAAUGGGGAACAUCCGCAUACAGAGAUUAAUAAUUUGGUUGCUUGUGAUGAUUUUGGGAAGAGUGGUUGUCAAGGUGAAGGAAGUGGGGACAUGCAUGAACUUGAAGCUAGUGGACAAGGAAAAUAUUUGCAGAAAAAUGGAGGAGUUGAGUACACUCAUCAACCCGAAGCUUUGGAAGAUGAUAAAAAGUGUGCACACCAAGAUGAUGAUGACAAGAGUAUUGAACACCAAGGGAGAGAGCUCUGUCUGCGCAGUAAAAUUGAAGAAACAUCUCCUAGAACUAAGAACGAAGAUAAGUUCAAGAGCUGUUUAGAUUUUGCCAGCGUGGAGGUUGACAAUACCUCAGAAAGUGAGGGUUCUCCUUUGGGGGCAAGAGUAGAAGCUGAUUUUACAGAAGAGAAAUCUGCACUGAGCAUUCAAGUUUCAGAUAAAGCUGAUAUUCAAUGUACACCAGAAAGAUCAGGUGAUGGUGGAUCAGUUGCUGAAUUUAACCGUCGAGUUUUGGUGGAGGGUGAGGCAGAUGAUGGUUCGUCUCCUGCUAUAUACAUAACUGAAGUUAGUGAAAGGGAUGAUGGGGUCCGUACUAGUAUAGAAGCUAAUGGUUCUGAUCUCACACCUAUUGAAAAUGCAAAAGUAUGCAAGAAUGAACCAGAGAGAAUAAAUUCAUCAAUGGAGAGUGAUAUGUGUAGUAAAGAAGGAAAUGUCUCUGAAACCAUUUCAAAUGGUAGUGAAGAUCCUAAAUCACAUACCAGGAGUUCAUCUGAGCAGAUUGAAGCAGAUAUUAACCCAACCUUAGAGAUCUCUCUUUGUCGCCAUCUCCUUCGUCCAGGAAUGGGAUUAAGUGCAGCUGAUGAAGCUUUUAGUGCUCAUCGCUUAUCUGAGGAAGAGUUUAGGAAUAUAGCAUCAUCAGUAAUGAAGAAUGAAAACCUUGUCAUCAGAUAUAAAGGGAAAUACAUACCAUGGGAUCAAGCUGCUGCUAUUAUCUUAGGACUGGCUGCUUUUGGUUCAAAUUUUUUCAUCGAGCUCAAAGAUGCAAUACCAGUUGAACAAGAAGUUGCUUCAGACAUAGUGGUUCAUGAUUCUGGAAGUGCUUCUGGACGCAGAUGGAGGCUAUGGCCAAAUCCAUUCAGGAGGGUGAAGACACUUGAACGUUCUACUAGUACUGCCUCGGAGGAUGUUUUUGUUGAUUCUGAAUCUGUUUCAAGGAGCCCAUCCAUUGACCAAACUCCUAUAUCUCAGAGUGGAACUCCAUUAUCAGAAAGUAGUUUAAAGUCUGUUCACAAGAAAAUUCUUAGGACUAACAUCCCAACUAAUGAGCAGAUAUCAUCUUUGAAUCUGAAAGAAGGUCAAAACGACAUUACUUUCAGUUUUAGUACCAGGGUUUUAGGAUUACAACAGGUUGAGGCACAUAUAUAUUUGUGGAAGUGGAAUGCACGGAUUGUUAUAUCUGAUGUGGAUGGAACAAUUACUAGAUCUGAUGUUCUUGGUCAGUUUAUGCCUCUGGUUGGAAAGGACUGGUCGCAAUCAGGUGUAGCUCGUUUGUUUUCCGCCAUUAAGGAGAAUGGAUAUCAGCUACUCUUUCUCAGUGCACGUGCAAUAGUCCAGGCAUAUUUAACUAAAAGCUUUUUGUUCAACCUAAAACAGGAUGGAAAGACACUGCCAAAUGGACCUGUUGUUAUCUCACCGAAUGGAUUAUUUCCAUCAUUAUUUCGUGAAGUAAUCCGAAGAGCUCCUCAUGAGUUUAAUAACCAAAUAAACACCAAAUUCUGAGAUAUACUCAAAUAUAUAGAAAAGUAGGAGUAGAUACAGGGGCUUUUCUGGGCUUGUCAAAGACUUACAAAGUUUAAAGGACUAUUUAUUAAGCUGGGUAAAUUAGGGCUCUAUUUGGUUACAAAUGGACACUUUGAAUCGAAUCUAACUAGUACUUAAUGUCAGGCUUUUGCUCUCUUUUUAAUUUCAGUUAAUUCAGAGUUAGACUUUGUUUAUCAAAUUGAUCAACUCUUUUGAUUGCAUGAUGAACUCCCCUGAAAAACUUUGGUCCGCGUGUAAACAAGGUGCUCUACCUGACAGAGUUACAGCCCUAUAAACUUCGUUGUAAUGGGUUGGCACAUUCAUUAAUUCCGCGAAUGUGCCCUUUUUACUUCAUACCACUAAUCUUAACAGAGAUACAGGGAUUCCGUUUGCUGGAAUAGUAUUGAAAUUCUAGGCUCUUCAACAAUGGAUUGCUGCCUUGUAUGGUCGUCACCUGUACUCUGGUUACAUUACUGACAUGGUAUUGGUUCACAAUACCAGAAUUGAAUAGAAAUUCCUGUCCUUGUGAAGAUUAGUGAUACCAAGAAUCAUAUACAGUUCGGGGUUCAUGAAAUACUAAUUAUGAAUAAUAAGCCUACCAUUUAGGAGUAAUACAUAUACAAUGUACUCUGUAAAGGUGAUGUACUCUUACUCAAGUGGAGGUUGUAUUAGAACCCUGACUGUAUUCCUGUACAUCAUUUCAUUCAGAAUAGGGAAAAUGGAUUUUUCUUUAUGAUUUUACAUAUCUUUAC